AUGACUGUGGUGGAAGAUCUCCCAGUGAAAGAGAAGGAUCUGAAGAGACACACUCGCAGAGAUCCAGUUCUGGCCCGUGUCCYCGAAUCAGUGCAGAAAGGAUGGGAGGAAGAUACGAUUACUCCGGAAAUCGCCCAUUAUGAUUAUCGCAAGGAUGAAAUAACCUUACUGCACGGAGAGAUCCUGAUGUGGGGAACCAGAGUUAUUGUUCCRAAGAAGUUGCAAGACAGGGUUCUGCAAACCYUUCACGAGGGAYAUAUCGGGGUGGUUAAAAUGAAAGGCCUCGCCCGCGGUCRCGUGUGGUGGCCAAACAUCGAUAAAGACAUCGAGCGUGUUGGGAGACAGUGCGAGGACUGYCAAGAACUGGCAAGAAGCCCAUCAUCUGCACCCCAACAUCGUUGGGAGUUCCCCACGCAACCUUGGCAGCGAGUCCACAUAGACUUCGCGGGACCUUUCCAGGGGAGAAUGCUCCUAGUCUGCGUGGAUGCCCAUACGAAAUGGCCGGAAAUAGUGGUCAUGAAAAACACUACUGCUGAAGGGACUGUGGAGGCUCUGUGCUCAAUUUUUGCUAGACUGGGUCUCCCAGAACAAAUAGUGUCYAACAACGGGCCGCAGUUCACUUCUGCAGAGUUUAGGAAGUUYACAGAAGGGAACGGAAUCCGUCACGUUACAGGAGCGCCCUACCACCCAGCAACCAACGGUCUGGCUGAGAGACUAGUCCAGAGUUUUAAGCAUGCAGUGAAAGCAGAUAAGUYGAAUAGAACGCUUCAACACAAGAUCGAUCGGUUCUUGCUGGCGUAUCGCACUGCRCCACAUGCUACAACCGGUAUAAGUCCAGCGCAGUUGCUGUUCCAGAGGAAUCCAAGGACCAGGUUAGAUCUCCUUAAACCGAGUGUCAAGAGCACUGUAGACGGAAAKAACCUACAAGAUGAAACUAGGCCUUUCUCGGUUUUCCGCGAGGGUGACCGAGUCUGGAUUCGGAACUAUCAAGAUGGUCCCAAGUGGGUUCAUGGUACUGUUCUGGAGCAGGUGGGGCCGGUGUUAUACAAAGUCCAUACACAGGAGAAAGUGUGGAGGAGACAUUUUGAACAGCUGYGUCGUGAUCAGUCUCAGUUGUCACCUAGGCAAGAGCCCCCGGCUAGCACAGACGCCGUGAACUUGAGUGGUCAUGAUGUCAAGGUCAGCACUGACUACCCAGCUGAGGGUGAUGGAGCGCCAUCAACCGCUGAUCCUACCAUGGAUGUCAGUCAACCCGUUGAUGCUCCUAGGCCGCAKCAGAGUCAAGCAGCUGAAGGUCUAAAGACUACUCGCUCUGGUCGGGUUAUUAGGACCCCAGCUAGGUUCAAGGACUUUGACUGUUCUGGACGAUGA
Messenger RNA from Actinia tenebrosa (Australian red waratah sea anemone), 1371 nucleotides. RefSeq lists its product as uncharacterized. The record is from RefSeq and is a predicted model, not a curated record. Lineage: Eukaryota; Metazoa; Cnidaria; Anthozoa; Actiniaria; Actiniidae.